AGAAAACCAUCUCAGCAAGACACCCAUGUUAGGCCUCUCUCUCAUAGCUCCGCUCCCUAUUUCUAUUUUCUCAGUCUUCUCCAACGGCUGCCUCCCUGCUUCCUCCUCCUUUCUAUUUCUUCUUCUUCUUCAGCUCUCUUCCAUCUCAAACCCUUAAACAUGGUUUUCCCAACAGAUUCUCCAGUUAUAGAAUAUGCACCAUCAACUCCAUUACUGUCAACAACCAGAUGUAGCAGUUGCAGCACCAGUGAAUCUGAUGAAAGCCCUGCAACCUCACAUAGAUUCACAAUUCCAGAUGUUAUAUAUCGAUCUCAGGACAUACCCAAUUGCGGGUCCUAUCGAUCUUUGGCAGUUCUAUCUGGACAUAUUGGAUCAGUCUCUUGCUUGGCUCUGUGUGGUGAAUUCAUUCUAAGUGCUUCACAAGGUAAGGACAUUAUAGUGUGGCAACAACCUGAUAUGAGGCAAUUUGCAAAGUUUGGACAGGGUGAAGGCUCUGUUAAAGCCCUUGUGACUAUGGGCAACAAAGUGUUCACAGCACAUCAAGAUAGCAGGAUAAGGGUUUGGAAGGUGUCAAGAAGCUCAGAGAACAUAUUAAGGCUUGUUGCUACUCUACCCACAACUAAGGAUUACUUGGGGAAGUUCUUGAAACAGAGCAAUUAUGUUCAAACUCGGCGGAACCACAAGCGUCUAUGGAUUGAACAUGCUGAUAGUAUUUCUUGCUUGGCAGUCUAUGAAGGUAUGAUCUAUUCAGGAUCAUGGGAUAAGACCCUGAAAGUGUGGAGAGUCUCGGAUCUCAAGUGCUUGGAAUCGAUAAGGGCUCAUGACGAUGCGAUAAAUGGGUUGGCUGCACACAAGAGGUUGGUGUACUCUGCAUCUGCAGAUGGGAAGAUCAAGGUGUGGGGAAAGGAAGGCAAGAAUUCUCACUCCCUAAAGGGUAUCUUGGAGGGUCACAAGGAUGUCUCCAUGAAUUCGGUGAUCUUAUGUGAUGAUGGGAGGUUGGUGUAUGGAGCUGGGUCUGAUGGGUGUGUGAUGGGUUGGAAGAGAGACUUGAAUCUCAGUAGUUGGAAGUUGGUCUGUGAACACAAAGCACAUCAAACGGCUGUGUUGUGUUUAUGUUCAGUGGGGGAUUAUGUAUGCAGUGGUUCAGCUGACAAGACAAUUGGGAUAUGGAAGAGAGAGGUUGGGGGAGGGGUUUACAAUGUUGGAGUGAUAAGGGGCCAUGAAGGGCCAGUUAAGUGUUUACAGGCCUCAUCUCAUAGUGUAGGGGGUGGCUUCUUGCUCUAUAGUGGAGGGCUUGACAGAAGCUUGAGGGUUUGGUGGGUUCCUAAGGAGGAGUCUGCAAAGAAAGAGGGGAGCUCUCCAAUACAACAAAUCAUAGAGGCAAAAUGUCACCUUGUGUUAAGUUGAUUCUUCUAAAGUUAAGAGACAGAUGGAGCAUUGUUGUUGUUGUUAUUGGUGG
This is a messenger RNA of Telopea speciosissima, 1459 nucleotides long. Its product is annotated as protein JINGUBANG-like. The transcript has a single exon. Lineage: Eukaryota; Viridiplantae; Streptophyta; Magnoliopsida; Proteales; Proteaceae. Gene Ontology annotation, molecular function: protein binding. The record is from RefSeq and is a predicted model, not a curated record. The coding region runs from base 160 to 1407 and encodes 415 amino acids.